GUAGAGAAGACAUGAUGAGGAAUAAAAUUCCAGAUAGAAGUGAGUCGUCUUAGGAAUUGUUUUAUCCAAUUGAUCUUAAAAGUAUUAUUUAAGGUAGUAAAGUCCGGAAAAUUCAGCCCACCAUUCUCAUAAGUGUUCAUUACAACAGUUUUCCUAAUGUAAUGGGUACGGUUUCUCCACAGACGUUGAAAAGUAUCUGGUCUCUCUCCUUGCUUAUUUUACUGUGAAGAUAUAAAGAUAGAGCGCCAUAUGUUAGUCUAGAGAAACCUUCAGCCUUGGUUAUUAGGACUCUACCUUUUAAAGACAAGUCCCUCUGUAGCCAUUGAUUUAGCUUCUUCUGUGGGUUUUUAAUAUGAGGGUUAAAAUGUAGUAAGCCUAUAGACUUCUGAUCCUUAGUAAUGGUUAUGCCUAAAUAUGUAAGUUCUUAUUUCACUGGAAUACCAUAAUAGGAAGGAGUCACACAAUCUUAGACAGCCAUGAGUUCACAUUUAUUAAUGUUAAGAUAUAAACCAGAUGCUUUGGAAAAGGAUUGUAUCACAUUGAUCGAUAUGGGAAUCUGACGAGGAAUCUUUCAGAAGAGGUGUAGUAUCGUCAGCCAGCUGGCUUAUAAUCAUUUCUUUACCAGCUAUGGAAAUACCUCAUGCGGGACUAUUAUUUAAAUAAUUUGUAAGAAGUUGGGUGAUUAAUAAAAAUAGAUACGGUGAGAUAAUUCCUCUCUUUAACCUAAUCUGAGGUGCCAUGUUUCAGUUCGAUAGAGCUGUUACCAUUCGUAUAGAGUCAAUAGCCUUACAGAAAGGGAGUGGAAGAUGAACUGAUGCUCUAUUGUGGAUUUUCUUAUUACUAAAGUAAAUUCUAAAACUUUCAACGGUGACACCCACAGCAACAGGGAGCCAGGGAGACAUGCAGUUAACCAAAUCCCCUACUCUAAUCUUGAACUAUAACUGCGACUUUAUUCUCAAAAUGUUGACUUGAUUCUCAAAAUUACAUUAAGAGUAUAUUCUCGAAAUAUUGCCACUUUAUUCACAAAAUUAAAUUUGGACUUUAUUGUCGAAAUAUUGCCACUUUUUUAAAGUACAUCGCUUCACUUGGCCCUUAUACCUAUUUAAGCGAACCGCCAACAAUACUGUCUUCUGUGAGAAACGCUCCUGACAGUGAUGCUGUCCAAUCGACGGAGACCAGUCGUAGAAAUCCAUCCAAUGGUAAUUCUAGGAGGGGCGGGAUCCUCAACCCAGCAAAGACAACAUUGUCGGUGUUGUAAUGAAUUAUUUUUUAACCCGAUACAACACACAUUUAUUUAGUUUAUAUUUUCCCAAUCGUUAUUUUGUCCUUGGUCGUUUUGCCCGCCAGUUUAAAAUAAGCCUGGUCGUUUAGGGAAAUACGAUUAGUUAAAUUUUGUCUCAAUGUGUUUGUUUCAUUUCGCUCGUGCGUCAUAAAACAUGAUUUCUUGUAAAUGCUUGCGAUGGUUUUGCAUUCUGCAGAUUGGUUGAUUCCGACUAGAUAUAAAACAAGACAGUCAUCAGUGGGCUAAACAGUCGUUUUAGGUGUUCUGUGAUGGGGCGGGGUCCUGGUCAUAACCAUGAAGACCACGUCCUCAGGACGAACACUAUGGUUUGGCUCCCCAGCUUCCUGCAUGGUGGGUCUUCCAGCCUGGUGUCCACUCUCACCACCUUCCCCAUCUACAAGAUCGUGUUCCGCCAGCAGCUUCACAGCACCGUAGUCAGCCAGGCGAUAGGCCAACUCAGGAAGGAGGGUUUCCUGAAGCUCUACAGGGGUGUGGUUCCCCCUCUACUGAUGAAAACCCUGAACGGGACGCUACUUUUUGGAAUACAUGACGCUUUCCUCCGCUGUCUCUCCUCCAUCACCAACCCCUGCAGUGCCAUCCCUCUCUCCGCGUUACCAGCUGUGGCCGGGCUCGGCACAGGCAUCGUGGAGGCCUUGUUCUUCACACCAUUUGAGCGUGUGCAGAAUGUGUUGCAGAACGGGGGCAACGACCGCAGCCUGCCCACCCUGAGGAGUGUGCUGGCCCGGCUGGGGACGGAGAGGCUGGGGACGGGGUACUACAGAGCCUUCAUCCCCAUAUUGGCCCGUAACACCCUGGGAAGCUGCAUCUACUUCGGUCUGAAGGACCCCGUCGGUGCUGCUCUGAGGGAGAAGGGGCUUCCUCCUAUGGCCUCAUCCUUCCUGUCAGGAAUGGUAAUCAGCUGCAUGGCGAUCAACCUGCCCCUGUAUCCUCUGUCUGUGCUGGUGGUCAACAUGCAGGCUGGGGUGGUGGGUGAGGCAGCGGGGGUGAGGGGGAGCUGGAAGGCACUGUGGGAAGGUCAGCUGAAGAGGAGCGUCCCCCUGCUGUACCGCGGAGGUUCCCUGGUUAUCCUCAGGAGCUGUAUCAGCUGGGGAAUCACUACAGCCAUCUACGACCGAUGCUCCGCACACUGAAACACAGCACCUCAUUGCUCCAUUCCAGACAAGUCUGUGUCACAAAUUGCACCCUAUUCCCUUUGCAGUGCACUACUUUUAGGGCCUUGGUGAAAAGUAGUGUACUACAUAGGGAAAUAAGGUGCAAUUUGGGAAGCACACAGGAAGAACUUCAUAGGGCGUAUGUCAAUAGUCUGAAGUGGCUUCCUUUCUCGUCUCUUUCUCUCUCUCUCUUUCUCUUUCAAUUCAAUUCAAUUUGCUUUAUUGGCAUGACGUAACAAUGUACAUAUUGCCAAAGCUUAUUUUGGAUAUUUACAAUAUGAAAAAAAAAUGAGAAUCAAAAUUGUCAACGGAACAACAGUAACAACAAUAACCAAGUGUCAAAAUAACCAUACAUUCAACAAUGACAAUAAACAUACAGUAGAGGACAUGUGCAAGUUGAUUGGUCUGUCAGACACUGUCCCUCAACUUAUGGCAGGCAGCAAUGUAGUGAGCUGCCAACCCACAGCUCUCUGCGUCCUCCCCCAACAGGACGGGUAGCUUACUCUCAUCAGAGAGGUAUUUGGGGAAAUGACACUCUCUAAUUGUUUUAUAUUUUUUACAUUUUGUCAGGAAAUGCAGCUCUGUCUCAGGUUCUGCUGUUGUGCAGUGGUUGCACAGCCUUUCCUCUACAGUAAGCCAUGUUUUCCUGUGUCUACCCUUCUCAGUGGCAAGGCUGUGCUCACUGAGCCUGUACUUUGUCAAGGUUUUUCUACGGUUUUGAUCAGUAAUCAUGGUCAAACAGUUAGCCACGGUGUACUGUCUAUUUAGGGCCAGAUAGCACUGCAUUUUGCUUUGUGCUUGUGCUUGUGUUUCCCAAUAAGCAAUGUAGUUUUGUUUUUUCACUGUGUUGUAAUUUGGUUUAUUCUGAUUGAUUGGAUGUUCUGGUCCUGAGGCUUCAGUGUGUUAGUAGAACAAGUUUGUGAACUCAGUCCCAGGACCAGCUGGAUGUGGGGACUAUUUUCUUUGCUCUUUCUUUCUCUCUCUUUCUCUCUUUCUCGGUCUCAGUCUCUCUCUCUCUCUCGCUCAUUCUCUCUCUCGCUCUCUCUCUCUCGCUCUUUCUCUCUCGCUCUUUCUCUCUCUCUCUUUCUCUCUCUCUCGCUCUUUCUCUCUCUCUCUCGCUCUUUCUCUCUCUCUCUCGCUCUUUCUCUCUCUCUCGCUCUUUCUCUCUCUCUCUCUCGCUCUUUCUCUCUCUCUCACUCUUUCUCUCUCUCUCUCUCGCGCUCUUUCUCUCUCUCGGUCUCUUUCUCUCUCUCGGUCUCUUUCUCUCUCUCGGUCUCUCUCUCUCGUUUCCUUCAUCUGCUUGGUGUGAUACCUGAGUGGUGGGUGGUCACCUGGUAGGCAUGCACCAUAUUGCGCACAUCCGCUAGAAAUUAUGAGCAGAUAAGUCAAGAGCAAAGGAGAGAAGAGCAGGAGAGGAGACCACUUUUGACUAUUGAAAUGGUACCCUUGGUGAUGACCGCUGAUGUCUUAUGGAGCUGUUCUGUUCAGGAAUGCAGCAUGUUCUCAAGGAUGGUCCAGCAGCUGCAGUUGGGCACCACUUUAUUAGUCAGGCCACGCACAUUUUAUUCAAUGUUUAAAAAGUGAACAGGAACACUUAAGUUGACAGAUUUCUACUUUGUUUUUGAGGGACAGCCUUUAAACAUUUAAUUACAUUUGUAUGGCCUCAGUCAUCAAAGCUCUCUCUGAUAUCAGGUUUUUAUGAGCCAAAGAUUAUUGUGCAAUGAUGUUUAAUGGUUCUAUUUCUCUCAGGUGCCUCACUGUUUCCUAUUUUUUUUAAGUCCUGAAUGUAUCAAAGCCUCGGAGAUCCGUUUAUGUUCAAGGUGCUCUAACACGGUUCGUCAACAUGGGCUUUAAUAUUUCAAUGAACAACUGCAUGUGAAUCAAAUAAGAUAUGUAUCCCUCAGUAUAGGCCUACCCUUCUAUUGUCUUAUACCUGGAUUCCAUUACCAACUUCCGUUUCUCACAAAAUGGACUAUAUGUGUAUAUUAUCGUAGCUGAAUCAGAAUUAGUUAGGUAACAUAGAUAAAUAAAAUGUUUUAGGUAACAUAGAUAAAUAAGAUGUUUUAGGUAACAUAGAUAAAUAACAUAGAUAAAUAAGUACUAUGGCUGUACUCCAGUCACUCCCUCCUUUUCCCUUUGGGGGGAGGAGUAUGGCAGUGUCUGGAAUCAUUGUAUUACCCCUCUGAUGUUGUAUGAAUCUUGACCUAGUAUAUGACCUAGAGGUUCACUCCCCUUAGUGAGCUUCUCCAGGAGUGAGGAGAAGAGGGGGUGUAUUUUAGAUGGGAGUAUCUAUAAUUGACAAUAAAUAUAUGCCAUUGGAUGAGGUAAUGUUUUGGUACUAAGAAGUACCAAGAACGAGAUUAGAACCUCGUCUAAGAGACCAAACUGAACGAUAAUUUAUAGCUAAUGCUAUCUGGCUAUGGGAUAGUCCUAUUUCAAGUAAAAGGCCCUUUGUAAUGUAUCUAAGAUCUGUGGUUCGUCAUGUGAGUUGAAAGGGGUGUAUCUUGGCUAUAAAAGAUACUAAGUAUUCUUUUGUGGGGACUCUCAAAUAAUCCAUUUAUAGACACUGAAUUGAUCUGAGAGUCAAAAGGCUAUGGUGAAGCUCAUAUAAUUAAAGAUGGACUUUAUAAUAUAA
This is a messenger RNA of Salvelinus fontinalis (brook trout), 5089 nucleotides long. RefSeq names its product solute carrier family 25 member 53-like. The transcript is spliced from 2 exons. Lineage: Eukaryota; Metazoa; Chordata; Actinopteri; Salmoniformes; Salmonidae. The record is from RefSeq and is a predicted model, not a curated record. The coding region runs from base 1552 to 2433 and encodes 293 amino acids.